Messenger RNA from Rhinolophus ferrumequinum (greater horseshoe bat), 2207 nucleotides. It is a transcript of the gene TANK, whose product is annotated as TRAF family member associated NFKB activator. Bases 260 to 1540 code for a protein of 426 amino acids. Gene Ontology annotation, biological process: canonical NF-kappaB signal transduction. Lineage: Eukaryota; Metazoa; Chordata; Mammalia; Chiroptera; Rhinolophidae. The transcript has 8 exons. The record is from RefSeq and is a predicted model, not a curated record.
CAAGGCAGAGCUCAGUGAGGUUUAGGCAGCAUUGCUACAGCCUGUAGGUAAAGCUUCCAAACUCUGUAACUGCCCACAUCUUUAAAGAGCAAUAGUCUGUGAAGGAAGACUUGUAACCUGGAAAAGAGGUAACCAAAACUUCAGGAGUUCCCACCGAUUCUCAACCUAGCAAGGUGUCCUGGAUGUCUUAACCUGAGGGGUUGCUGCUAAACCUGUCAUUUACUCCAUCCUUUAUAGUGAUGCUACAGGACGGAGAGGAAUGGAUAAAAACAUGGGUGAGCAACUCAAUAAAGCUUACGAAGCCUUCCGACAGGCAUGCAUGGAUAGAGAUUCUGCAAUAAAAGAACUGCAACAAAAGCAGACUGAGAACUAUGAGCAGAGAAUACGUGAGCAACAGGAACAGCUGUCACUUCAACAAACUAUUAUUGACAAGCUAAAAUCACAGUUACUUCUUGUGAAUUCCAGUCGAGAUAACAGUUAUGGCUGUGUUCCCCUGCUUGAAGACAGUGAAGCAAGGAAGAAUAAUUUGACUCUUGACCAGCCACAUGAUAAAGUAAAAUCAGGAAUACCAAGAGAAAAAGAAUCAAAGGAAAGAAGACAAGAAGUUUCUUCUCCUAGAAAAGAAACUUCACCAAGGAAUCUUGGUGUUCCUUUAUUCCAUGAAAGCAGUUAUCUAGAGAAAACUUUCUGGGACCUGAAAGAAGAAUUUCAUAGAAUAUGUAUGCUAGCAAAAGCACAGAAAGACCACUUAAGCAAACUUAGUAUCCCAGCCACUGGAAAUGAAACACAGUGCUCAGUGCCUAUACAGUGUACAGAUAAAAUAGAUAAACAAGAAGUGCUAUUUAAGCCUCAGGCUCAAGAUGAUAUAAAUAGAGGUACACCAUGCAUCACAUCUGUCACACCAAGAGGACCGGGCCGAGAGGAGGAAGACACCUCUUUUGAAUCACUUUCUAAAUUCAAUGUCAAGUUUCCACCUGUGGACAGUGACUCUGCUUUCUUACACAGCACUCCAGAAAGACCCAACCUCCUUGGUCCUGCCACAUCUGAGGGUGCAUGCCAGGAAAAAUGUAAUUUGGAGCUCAGAGACAAUCCAGGAAACUUUGUUAAAACAGAAGAAACUUUAUUUGAAAUUCAGGGAAUUGACCCCAUAGCUUCAGCUAUACAAAACCUUAAAACAACUGAAAAAACAAAACCUUCAAAUCUUGUGAACACUUGUAACAGGACAACGCUGGAUAGAGCUCCGUGUUUGCCACCUGGAGACCAUAAUACAUUUUAUGUAAAUACAUUCCCACUUCAGGACCUGUCUGACGCACCUUUUCCUUCACUUGAUUCCCCAGGAAAAGCUAUCCGAGGACCACAGCAGCCUGUUUGGAAGCCCUUUCCUAAUCAAGACCGGGACUUAUCUGUACUAAGUGGCACAGGCUCAGAACUGCAUAUACCUCAAGUAUGUGAAUUCUGUCAAGCAGUUUUCCCACCAUCCAUUACAUCCAGGGGGGAUUUCUUCCGGCAUCUUAAUUCACACUUUAAUGGGAAGACUUAAGACGAAUUUGAAAGCAGACAUAUCAAGUUCUAUAUGAUGAUUUGGGGUUUGUGAUACUAUAAAUACUUGAUGGCAAACUUAAUACAUUUAUUAAAACAUCACAGCUAAUUGAAUUUUUUCUAAAUGUAUAUGUAACUUUUAUUGUCUUUUAAAAGGUCAUUCUGUACAAAACUGUUAUUCAUUGUAUUCAUGUUUACAGUGUUUAUUACUGUAAUUCAAAAUUAUGUAUGUGACUUACAGAAUUAUAUAACCAUAAUUUAUGUUCGUUUCAAAUAUCUAAGCUUAUUGCUUGGAUUUCUAGUUAGAUAUAUUGAGUUUGGUAAUGUCAAAUGUUUAUAGGGUUUUUUCAUUUGUUUUCAUUUAAAAAUUUAGAUUAUGCUAUAGGUGAUAUUCUUUUUGAAUAAACCUGUAAUAGAGAAUAACAGACAAUAUAAACAUCUAAGUAAAUACCAAACCUAAGACAUUUGUUGCCCAGUGAUAAAAUCACUGGUAGAAUUAUUUGAACACUUUGGGUUGUUUUUUUAAGUGAUAUACAUAGUUUUAAUUUUUACUGUGUGUAUAGCUAUGUGAUAGAAUGAGUUAAAUAUUAAGAGUUACUUAUUUUGUGAUCAUUAAUGUGUUCUUUGUUCCUAAAGUAAAAAAUACAAAGGAAAUAAAUCACAUUUUG